CCAACGCAGUCGGCACGCGUUUGGCUCUCUCGCCUCGCGGCUUUUUUAUUUAUUAUUCGCUGUAGUGAAAGAAAGCCAACAAGAAAAACAACAAGAGUCGCUGAGAGUCGCGUUGGUUUCGGGGAAAAUCCCAGUGUGUUGGCUAAAGUAUAAAUCAUGUGCGAGGAAAUCAAGGCAAUUCGGAAAGUCGAAGGAGUUGAGCCAAAGAUGAAAUCAACAGCGAGAAAUUGCCAGUCAUAAAAAAAGGGAAACGCCAGUGCUUCCAGCAAUAAACUUCCACCCAACUGUGGCAAUACCAAUAGACAAGGAACCAUGUCGAAUAUAUCCCGGAAUGGUGGCUUCUGCGGUGCACUGCAGCGUGCGCCACCGCCAAUGCCGCCGACCCUCAUCCGUCGUUUGACCAGCCGGGAGUGUUAUGGCGUGGGCAAGGUGAAGGUCAUGCUGCGGGUGGCGGAGCGGGAUAGAAACUCCGGCGGAACAGAACCGGACUUUAUGGCCCUGGACAAGAAGAAGCGACAGGUCACGCUCACCGAUCCAAAGAACGCCUGUCCUCCGCCCCAGGCCGCCCAGGAACGAGCUCCCAUGGUGGCCGCACCCAAAAUGUUUGCAUUCGAUAACCUCUUCACCGCGGAGGAUAAACAGUCGGAUGUGUGUGCAUCGGCGUUGAGCGAAGUGAUACCCGCCGUGUUAGAAGGCUCCGAUGGCUGCCUGCUGGCCAUGGGAUAUCCCGCCACCGGACAGCACCAAACAGUGCUUGGGGAUGUGGGCAGUGGGAGUGGCAGUGGUGGGGUGUGUUCCCUGGGAGCUGCCCCCUGUGCCAUUGCUUGGCUCUACAAGGGCAUCCAGGAGCGGCGGCAGAAGAGCGGGGCGCGCUUCUCGGUGAGGGUCAGUGCCGUGGGCGUUAGUGCCACCAAGCCGGAUGCCCUCUCGCAGGAUUUGCUCAUCUCGCAUGCAGCCGAAUCUGACGACUCCCCGGGGAUUUAUUUGCGUGACGACUUCCUUGGCGGUCCAACGGAACUACGUGCACCCACCGCCGAGCGUGCGGCCCUGUUUCUCGAUUCAGCGCUCGCCGGACGCUUAAAAAGUUCCGGAUCCACGGGAUCUGGGAGUUCGGGGAGUUCUGGAUGUGCCGCCCCCUUGGAGUCCGCCCUCAUCUUUACGCUGCACGUCUACCAGUACAGCCUGUCCCGCAAGGGAGGUGUUGCUGGCGGUCGGAGCCGCUUACAUAUCAUCGACCUGGGCGGGUGUGCGAAUCGCAGCGGGGGUCUGCCGCUGUCGGGGAUCGGGAACAUACUGCUGGCGAUACUAUCCGGCCAGAGGCAUCCCCGCACAAAGGACCACCCGCUAACGCCGCUGCUCAAGGACUGCCUGGCCCCCAUCACCUGCCAUGUGGCAAUCGUGGCUCAUGUGCGGCCAGAGCAAAGCUACCAGGAUGCCCUCUCAACGAUUCAAAUAGCAUCCAGGAUUCAUCGCCUGCGUCGCAGGAAACAUCGUGUUCCCAUGCCGUUGGCGGUGGGUUUGGCACAAGGACUCGGCGGCAAUGGCUCUUCGGCGGGAUCGGGGGCGGAUCCAUCAAGUUCGGAAAUCUCAGCCGACACAGUCAUCUAUAUGGGACCCAAUGAUGAUGCUACGGAUGGAGAACAUCCGCCCGUCUAUCUGCCAUCUCUGACUGCGGGGGAUAAUCGCGGGGUGAUGAGCAAGGCCCUGAAAGGUAGCGGUCUGGAGAAACCCCCCUCGAAGUCAGCCAACAACAGUCCCAUGAUGAUGAAAAAGGCCAUAGCAGCAGAGAAAGCCAAAAAGCUGCCGGUAAGCAACACAGGCAGUCUGAAACGCCAGGCGGGAGCCGGGGCCUGCUCCUCUCCACUGAUUCCCCAUGAACAACCAGCACAGGUGCAGGCAAUGGGUUCACCAAUACCGAUACCAAGGCACAUGGUGUCCAAGGGAUCGAUGGUUCCCUCGCCCAAGGGAUCGCCCAUGCGAAGAGCUCAUCCGGGAGCAGCUCUAGAACAAUUAGAAGCCGGAAUGAGGAAGAUAACUGAGGAGCAGUGGAUCGAUGGACCACGAGUUUCCAGGGCCAAGGUGGCAGAAGCCCGUCAUCUAAUGAGGGAGGUUAAUCAUGUCAAACAGUGCGAGACCUGGGUGGAUGGGCCAAAGUCCCAGUCCUGUAAAUCCCUGACAGCCGGCAAUCUUCCAACAGCCGGCGCAAGUCAGACGCAGGGUUAUGGCUUCAUGGAUGCCCACAAAAAGACCAUGAUUCGUCAGUGGGUGGAGAAUCAGACAACACAAGUCUUCCAAAGUACAGUGUCAGCCAGCAAUUCUCCCACUGCUUUGCAUUGGAAACUCUCGCAAUUGAAACAGAAAUCUCUGGAUCUGCCGGACAGACCUGCGUUUAAUCCGGAACCCUCCUUGGAUCUCAAUCAGCCAUGCUUUGAGAGUUUACCUCUCUUGGAUCCGGCUCCACCCGAUGGCGACGAGGACGAGGAUAGUGGUCCUUCGGAGGUUCCGCCUGCCCUUCCAUUACUAGAUGAUCCUUUGGGUUCCAGGGAUAUAUCACAGGAUAACCUGCACAGAAUGCUGUCCCGACAUGUGUCCAGGGAACAGCUCCAUGAAGCCGAACUGGUGGCCAGUAGAGCUUCAUCUUCGCAUCAUCCGUCGCAACGGAGCAUCGAUUGUGGCCUGCAAGUGACAGAGGAAGAGAUAGCCAGAACGAUGUCCAGAGAUAGGGACCAGGAUCAUCACAGUGCACAUCCUCUGUCGGCCUUGAGUCACUGUGACAACAUAUCCUUCGUGUCCAGCUUUAACAUGGCCUGUGAGUCCUUUAGCGAGUGCGGCGAAAGAGCAAGACAUCAAUUCGACCAGCUGGCCCGUCUGCAUGAGAUCUUUACCUCCCAACUGGCCAUGGCCGAAGUCACGCCCUCCGCCGCCCUCUUUCGAACGGAUAUCGGAAGUGUCUUCAGUGAGCCCGUCUACCAUUUCAAUGUAGGCCAAAGUAGCGUCUGCAGUGAACCAGCCUACAGACUAACACCCAGUCCCCCGAAGCAGCCAUCCCAUAGUCCUAGUCAAGGAUCGCUGCCCAGUUUGAAUGGCAUCAUGGAAAUAGCCGGAAUGGAUGACUAUUCUUUACUUCGCCAGCCAGAUGGAGCUUCUGAUCCCAAUCUGCAAAAGGGUGAGAAACGAUUUACCCCUCAGCACGAUGAUAUUUGCGAGCUGGAUGAGAAAUCCAUGGCGGCGGCGGUGGGUAAGAGAAAUUCUCUGGAGGAUACGCAGCACAAGUUAAAUGAGAUCACGAAUAUAUUGCCACUGGCUGCCCAGUCACGGCUACCAUUGCUGCCCCUGAAUACCAGUUCCGAGGCCUACGACAGUGGUCAUGACUCCAACUCUACCCCGAGAACCUCCAAGCAUUCGGGGAUAUCGCGAAGGGCAGAAAGUGGUUAUCAUAGUGUGGCCACUGUACGGGAUUCAGAUGAGAGUAGCUUCGCAUCCGGUAUGUCCAAGGGCCAGAGACAUCGCAUCACCAUUUCGGGAUCAGGAGCAGUCACGUCGACGGGCAUUGGAAAUUACCAAAGACAGUGCCACAAGAAGCGACAUCAUCGACAGGAUCAAGGGGGCACUAACAAAGGACUCUGCAAUUGGCUCUUGACGCCCUUUUCCUGCACUUAUCCAGAGACUGAGGGUGAGAUCAGCGAUUUCUAAACAGCAAACAAGACACCGCAUCCAAGUCCAAAAACACCCACCAAAACGUAAAAAACCGAGCUAGUCCAGCAUUCGAAAUGGCCAAAGAAAAAAACAAGAAACAAGCUAACGUAAACCAAAAAGGAUAAAUAUCAUACAGUUUUAGGAACAAAGACGACUAGGAUGAGGUGUUAGAAGGAUAGAGGAUCUUUGAUAGCGACUGAUUAACUUUUACUAGGCACAACGGCUGCCACUAGAGAAAACCAAAAACCAAACAGGAAAAAAAAAACAAAUCAUGCAAUUUUAAAGUAAUCUAAUAACUAACCCAAUUACCUAAAUAAUAAACUCAUAAUAAAGUCA
Messenger RNA from Drosophila eugracilis, 4032 nucleotides. RefSeq names its product kinesin-like protein CG14535. The record is from RefSeq and is a predicted model, not a curated record. Gene Ontology annotation, molecular function: microtubule binding; ATP binding; microtubule motor activity. Gene Ontology annotation, biological process: microtubule-based movement. The transcript has 7 exons. Bases 313 to 3693 code for a protein of 1126 amino acids. NCBI's taxonomy places the organism in Eukaryota, Metazoa, Arthropoda, Insecta, Diptera, Drosophilidae.